CAGACGCUCACCAUCACGGGACAGCACACCAGUGGACUUAUAUCUGCCUUAUAUCUACAGGUGACUACAGACCAGCAGCAGCAACAGACAUGGGACUGCACAGUGUUGAUGAACUGGUGAGCGGUAAGAGGUCAGAGUGCCAGGAGGACGUGUACGAGGACAAGCAGGAUGGCCACAGUGGAGGCGCGGCAGAGGAGGCGGGCGGCGCCGGAGAGCAGGAGGAAGUCAGCGUGGCUGCACUCAAUAUUGACAAAGCCGGCAGGCUGAAGCUGGAGACGGUGGACGACCUGUUCAACAUCCUGCAGCUGAGGAAGAGGAGGAGGGAGAGGAAGCCCAUCCACAAGAAGAAAGACCCGGAGCCCGAGAGAAUGCCGGAGACAGUGGACCAGCAGAUGUUUCUGACCGCCGCCGAGGAGAACAAGAUGCCCCUGGUGGAGAAAUACCUGAGUGACGGAGGAGACCCCAACGCUGCCGACAACUUCCAGAGAACAGCUCUGCACAAAUCCGCCUUCAGAGGACACGUAGACGUGGUGAAGAGACUCCUGGAGGCCGGGGCUGCCAUCGACAAGAAAGACAAGCUGGAAGCCACCGCGGUCCACUGGGCCUGCAGGGGGGGCAGCCUGCCCGCCCUGAAGCUGCUCCUGGACCAGGGAGCCAAGUUCACCUGCAGAGACAAGCUGCGCAGCACUCCUCUCCACGUGGCCGUGAGGACGGGACACUGCGAGUGCGCCGAGCAGCUCAUUCACCUUGGAGUAGACGUCAACGCCAAAGACAGGGACGGAGACACACCGAUGCACGACGCGGUGAGGAUUAACAGAUUCAAGAUGAUCAAGCUGCUGAUGAUGUACGGGGCCAGUCUCAAAACUAAGAACUGCGAUGGGAAGACGCCGCUGCAGACGCUGUACUCGUGGCAGAGCGGAGCCAAGAGCCUCCUGUGCAACUUCAGCGAGGACAAGCCCACUUCUCGUUAAAUGAGACUCCGUGCUUCUGGCUUUUCCACCGCAAACGGGUGUAUAUAUAUAUAUAGAUUUGUAUAUAUCUAUAUAUAUAUAUAUAUCGACAGAUUUUUCCGCAUUCACACGAUUUAUCGCUAACUGAGCCCCUCUUGAUUCAGGGAUUUGAACCGACGACCCUCCAAGCCGAUCCUCAGCCUCAGCUUGGGGGCUCGGUUCUGAUGCGUCCACUUUUGACACAAAACUUCAGUCAGGGAUCUUUGAUUGAUAAUGUGAAAUCUGAUCAGGGUGUUUUUACUGUAAUAAUGUGAUCAUUGGCUCUGAUUGAUUCUCUGACUGAUUCUCUGAUUGCCAAAUAUUGCUGGACAAUGUCUCGGCUGACAGAAGGUUUUUAUUCAUUUUUAUUUAAAGCUGAGUUGAAGUCAGCGAGGAUGCAUCAAGAAGGUGACUUAUUUAUUGAUUAAUGAUAGUUGUCAGACUUGUGAGGUUUGAUUGCUUCAUGUCUGAACUGAUUGUAUCGUUGCUCUAAAGAUGUUUUUACGUAACUUUAACCAGUUUGUGAAUUUUGACGCACUAACAGGUAGAAACCGCCUGCAGAGACGGCUCUAGUUUGUCCAGCCGCCUCUUAAAAGCAGCGUUUCUACAAAAAUGCAGAUGUGUGCUGUUGAUCUAAAGUCAGAGAAAAACAUGUGUCCAGAUAUUUUUUGUUCUGUUUUGAUCACAUGUGAUUUAGGACUGAGAAAUGAGGAGGGACUACGUAGGUGUUUGUGCCGUUUUGAAGCGUCUCUCUGCUCUCUCUCGCAAAAACUGCAAAUUGAAGUUAUUCCGCUUGACAAUUGCUUGACGACUUUUCCACCGAGCCCACGAGGCUCCGUGGCACAUCAUCAACCUGAAGUCUCGACAAAUGGCUCCUUUUUGUCGCCAGUUGGUGAUAUUUUGGCUCCAGUUUUAGCUUGAAUUUUAAUCUUUGACAGUACAAAAAAAAAGCACAACAUGUCAAGAGAGAAUCAGAAAAGUGUGAGAAGGAGGCGCUGAAAUGAUGCCGGUGGUUCAGAGGAGGUUCGACCUGCACUGAUGCAGGUUUUGAUGUACAUGUUUUUGAGAUGUUUACUUUGGUUUGUAUUUAUGGACUGAAACAAUAAAUGAAAGAUGUUGCUUUUGAUGAAA
Molecule: messenger RNA, 2120 nt
Organism: Cololabis saira (Pacific saury)
Lineage: Eukaryota; Metazoa; Chordata; Actinopteri; Beloniformes; Belonidae
Gene: ankrd1a
Product: ankyrin repeat domain 1a (cardiac muscle)
Exons: 9
Coding region: 90-971 (293 amino acids)
Molecular function (GO): protein binding
Source: RefSeq, a predicted model, not a curated record